AUGGAAAACUCCAGCUCCUCAACACUUCCGCGAAAGAAGGCCAAAACUGGGGUAAAGAAGGCAGGAAAAAAGACGGGGAAGAAGACCACUGGCAAGAAGAAGCCAACUUCAUCUGCUAGUGCAGUUCACCUUCCCAUGAAUUCUCUACCCAUGGGCCCUCAAUAUGCACAGACAUAUACGCCUCUUCCACAGACACAAACGGUCGUCUUUGACAAACCAAUUAAUCAAAAGAGAUCACGGUCGACAUGUCCACUCGUGUUUCUGGCGGUUAUCUCCUAUCUGGUGGCCAUCAUUUUGGGUCUCUAUGUCAUGACCGGCUGCAUCUCGAAAACAGCAAACGCCAAUGAAAUUUACCUUGCUGAACUCUCAACAAACGAGACAUACAAUAUCUCACUUCGUGUCGGCUACUUUGGAGGCUGCGUUUCGGUCACAGAAGUAGCUGAGGCAUCCUCUACCAAUGGAAAUUCCUCCGCAAAAACAUCUACCCACUGCGUCUUGACCAUGCGCCGCAAAAAUUUAGUCGACCUAAGCGAAGAUCUUUGGGAGCCUUUACACCUCAACUCUUCUACCGCCCAAUCCAACGUUCAAGCCUUUUUGAACACCACACUCCCACAAGCCAAGCAUCUCCAGCAGAAUGUCUUCUUCUGUGAACCUCCCAUCCUCCAUCUCAUCCUGUUUUUUAGCACGGGCAUUAUGCUCUUCGUCGCUCGCACGGGUACAUCCAGAAAGAGAUCGUACAAGACAAUGUUAGUGACGGCAAUCGCCUUGAGUGCCUUCUCGCUUGCCCUCGCAUUAGUGACCGUCCUCGGCUCGCUACAGGGUAUGAAUGCGUUGCUUAACACUUCUUCGUCUGGAGAACAAAGGGAUCUUGGUGAUUCAUUGUAUAUUUCGCGUGGCAAACCUAUGCAGGGGGUCCAAGGAGCUCUAGUCGGGAUUGUCGCCGUAUUCUAUCUCACAAUGGGGGCCCUCUUUGUGCAGCGAACGCCGGAGGGAGGGGUCGGGUAUAUCAUCCAGGCCUUUCAGACUGCAGGAAGACCUCUGACGAGGAAGAUGUGGGGAAGAAGAUAG
This is a messenger RNA of Penicillium canariense, 1068 nucleotides long. RefSeq lists its product as uncharacterized. Gene Ontology annotation, cellular component: membrane. The record is from RefSeq and is a predicted model, not a curated record. The coding region runs from base 1 to 1068 and encodes 355 amino acids. The transcript is spliced from 4 exons. NCBI's taxonomy places the organism in Eukaryota, Fungi, Ascomycota, Eurotiomycetes, Eurotiales, Aspergillaceae.